This is a messenger RNA of Rhinolophus ferrumequinum (greater horseshoe bat), 7143 nucleotides long. It is a transcript of the gene DSTYK, whose product is annotated as dual serine/threonine and tyrosine protein kinase. Gene Ontology annotation, molecular function: protein kinase activity; ATP binding. Gene Ontology annotation, biological process: protein phosphorylation. The record is from RefSeq and is a predicted model, not a curated record. The transcript is spliced from 13 exons. Bases 150 to 2939 code for a protein of 929 amino acids. Lineage: Eukaryota; Metazoa; Chordata; Mammalia; Chiroptera; Rhinolophidae.
GUGACGGAGUUGGGAGCCCGGCCGACUGCAGGCGGGGGCGUUAAGGAGGCAGAUUCCUCCUCCCUCAAGCAUUGGGGGAGGGGGGGCGGGGAGGAGGGAAGCCAGACCAGCGGGCCGGGGACGGAGCUACAAAGAGAGAGAGGGCUGAGAUGGAGGGCGACGGGGUGCGGUGGGGGAGCGAGCCGGUGUCGGGUCCCGGCCCGGGGGGCGGCGGAAUGAUCCGGGACCUGUGCCGGGGCUUCGGCCGCUACCGCCGCUACCUGGGACGGCUGCGACAGAACCUGCACGAAACCCAGAAGUUCUUCCGCGACAUCAAGGGUUCCCACAGCCACAGUUGUCCCUCCUCCCCCACGGGCGAUGGCGGGGCCCAGCGCGGCCCUGCCGGCGAUGUCGCCGAGACCGGGCUGCAGGCGGGCCAGCUGAACUGCAUUUCCUUCCCACCUAAGGAAGAGAAGUACCUCCAGCAGAUUGUGGACUGCCUCCCCUGCAUCUUGAUCCUCGGCCAGGAUUGUAAUGUCAAGUGUCAGCUAUUGAACCUGCUAUUGGGGGUGCAGGUACUUCCUACCGCCAAGCUGGGCAGUGAGGAGAGCUGUAAGCUUCGGCGCCUCCGCUUCACCUAUGGGACUCAGACUCGGGUCAGCCUGGCGCUUCCUGGCCAGUAUGAACUAGUCCACACGCUGGUUGCUCACCAGGGCACCUGGGAGACCAUCCCUGAGGAGGACCUGGAGGUCCAAGAGGACAGUGAGGACGCUGCCCAUGUUUUAGCCGAACUGGAGGUGACGAUGCACCAUACCCUCUUACAGGAGGUGGACGUUGUGGUGGCACCAUGCCAAGGCCUCCGGCCCACAGUGGAUGUGUUGGGCGACGUGGUGAAUGAUUUCUUGCCUGUGAUAACCUAUGCGCUUCACAAAGAUGAACUCUCUGAGAGGGAGGAGCAAGAGCUUCAGGAAAUCCGGGAGUAUUUCUCCUUUCCCAUAUUCUUUUUCAAAGUGCCGAAGCUGGGCUCAGAGAUAUUUGACUCCUCCACCAGAAGAAUGGAGAGUGAAAGAUCACCACUUCAUCGCCAGCUAAUUGACCUGGGCUAUCUGAGCAUCAGUCACUGUAACUGUGGGGCCCCCGGCCAGGACACUAAAGCUCAGAGCAUGUUGGUGGAACAAAGUGAGAAGCUAAGACACUUGAGCACCUUUUGUCACCAGGUGCUGCAGGCUCGCCUGGUGGACGCAGCCAGGGCCCUGAACCUGGUACAUUGCUGCUGCCUCGACAUCUGUAUUAACCAGGCCUUUGACAUGCAGCGGGACCUGCAGAUUACUCCCAAGCGCCUGGAAUAUACGCGGAAAAUGGAGAAUGAGUUGUAUGAAUCACUGAUGAAUAUUGCCAACCGAAAGCAGGAGGAAAUGAAGGACAUGAUUGUUGAGACGCUCACCACCAUGAAGGAGGAGCUGCUGGACGACGCCGCCAACAUGGAGUUUAAAGAUGUCAUUGUCCCUGAGAAUGGGGAACCAGUGGGCACCAGAGAGAUCAAAUGCUGCAUCCGACAGAUCCAAGAACUCAUCAUCUCCCGGCUGAAUCAGGCGGUGGCUAACAAGCUCAUCAGCUCGGUGGAUUACCUACGGGAGAGCUUUGUCGGAACCCUGGAACGGUGUCUGCAGAGCCUGGAGAAGUCUCAGGAUGUUUCAGUUCACAUCACCAGUAAUAAUCUCAAACAGAUCUUAAAUGCUGCCUAUCAUGUCGAAGUCACAUUUCACUCAGGGUCCUCGGUUACAAGAAUGCUGUGGGAGCAAAUCAAGCAGAUCAUUCAGCGCAUCACAUGGGUGAGUCCACCUGCCAUCACACUAGAAUGGAAGAGGAAGGUGGCCCAGGAAGCCAUUGAGAGCCUUAGUGCCUCCAAGUUGGCCAAAAGCAUUUGCAGCCAGUUCCGGACCCGGCUCAAUAGUUCUCAUGAGGCCUUUGCAGCCUCAUUGCGGCAGCUGGAAGCUGGCCACUCAGGCAGGUUGGAGAAAACUGAAGAUCUGUGGCUGAAGGUUCGGAAAGAUCACGCCCCCCGCCUGGCCCGCCUUUCUCUGGAGAGCCGUUCUUUACAGGAUGUCUUGCUGCAUCGUAAACCUAAACUGGGACAGGAACUGGGCCGGGGCCAGUACGGUGUGGUGUACCUGUGUGACAACUGGGGGGGACACUUCCCGUGUGCCCUCAAGUCAGUUGUUCCUCCAGAUGAGAAGCACUGGAAUGACCUGGCUUUGGAGUUUCACUACAUGAGGUCUCUGCCAAAGCAUGAGCGACUGGUGGAUCUCCAUGGUUCCGUCAUCGACUACAACUACGGUGGUGGCUCCAGCAUUGCCGUGCUGCUCAUUAUGGAGCGACUACACCGGGACCUCUACACUGGGCUGAAGGCUGGGCUGACCCUGGAGACACGUUUGCAGAUAGCACUAGAUGUGGUGGAAGGAAUCCGCUUCCUGCACAGCCAGGGACUUGUCCACCGUGAUAUCAAACUGAAAAACGUGCUGCUGGACAAGCAGAACCGUGCCAAGAUCACUGACUUAGGAUUCUGCAAGCCAGAGGCCAUGAUGUCAGGCAGCAUUGUGGGGACACCAAUCCAUAUGGCCCCUGAACUUUUCACAGGGAAGUAUGAUAAUUCCGUGGAUGUCUACGCUUUUGGCAUUCUUUUCUGGUAUAUCUGCUCAGGCUCUAUCAAGCUCCCUGAGGCAUUUGAGAGGUGUGCCAGCAAAGACCAUCUCUGGAACAAUGUGCGGAGAGGGGUCCGCCCAGAACGUCUUCCUGUGUUUGAUGAGGAGUGCUGGCAGCUGAUGGAAGCCUGUUGGGAUGGCGACCCCUCUCAGAGACCUCUCUUGGGCAUUGUCCAGCCCAUGCUCCAGGGCAUCAUGGACCGGCUAUGCAAGUCACAUUCUGAGCAGCCCAACAGAGGACUGGAUGAUUCUACUUGAAAGCAAAGACCUUUCUCUUUCACUCUCUUAUUUCUUUCUGUCCCCUCACCUUUUGGCCUUGGGAAAAAUUUGACAGUUGUUCAUUACAGAGAGCUCCUGAGGGGAUUGAUGCUUGCUGGGCAGCUUGAGACCUCUAUGGGCAGAGAUGACUCCUGGGUGGCUGAGCAUAUUCAUCAGUUCACUGAUGUCCCCAAGCUGUCCCUUUAGCAAAAGAUUGUCUAGGACAUUGGUAAAAGCUGGAGAAGGCAACGUUCUGGCCUCAGAACUGAAAUGGAGGCAAAUGUUACCAUUGUCUGUUCACUGUAUGUUUAUAAGGCAAAUGGGACACUACAGUGGCAAUAGUAUUAAUAACUAUAAUUUUUGUAAUUUUGGCUCUAGCUAGGAAUAGUUUGGUUCUAUCCAAUCAUCAGGACCCUUAGAAAAUUUGAGCUUGGUUCUGGGACUGUGAAAACAUAAGAGCAAAAAAAUAAUUUGUGGAUAUCUGGUUCCUGCUAUCUGCACCCAGAGUUCUCAGGUUGCAACAGCUGGAGGCCCCAGUGAUGAAGCUAGAAACAAAGCUAUCUGUUCCUUACAGUGCCAGUGUGUUUACAUUUAUAGGACCACAUAGCCCUGACUUCUGGUGGAGGGUUUCAUGGUUACAUCACUAAGAGGCUACAAAAAGAAAAAGUGUGUGUGCGUGUGUAUAUGCUACUGGAUUUCAAGUUAUUGCUACCCCUAGAGCAGAAUCUCUUCUGUCCUAGGGUCACGAUUCUUUUUUUUUUUUUUUUUUUUUUUUUUUUUUGUCUUUUUGGUUUCAAGCUAGGGAAGCUCCAGUUAACAUGGCACUUAGGGGUGAGUGUCUAGUAAAAGUGACCCAUUGUGAAGUAUUUGGUGAAGCUGAGAAGUGGGCAAUGAUCUGAGCCCUUGGACCUCCAUACAAACCCACUAGAACGAUACCAACUUGUUUUUUUAAAACAAAAAAAUCCAACUCUUCUUUUUGUGUUUGAAUCUAAAACACUGAUGCUUUUAAACUUGAUCAGUGGGCUUUUUAACCAAGGUUUCUUCUGCAACUUGUUCCUUCUUUUUACGUUAUUUUAAAUAUGUUAGAAGAAAAGAACCAGAUGAAAGAGAAGAACACUGUAGUUCUGUGUGUGCCCCUCACCCCUGUGUGUUAGGAUCUGGGAGGGGUCCCCUCCUUCGUAGUUGUGAAGUGGGUUGGUGGUCUUUUGGAGAGUUUGCCAUGAAGUUGUACAUAAGAGAAAUUCGGAUGCCAGUCAAAGGCAGGGGAACAAUUUAAACAUAGAUGCAUCACAGAUCUUGACUUCAUGCUUUCUUCAACCAAAAUGGUCCAAUAGACUUCGAAAAGCAUGUAGGUGAAGGAAUAGACAGUGGUGAGCACUGUGGUCUGUCCCCUCUGCCUAGCUCCAAACCAUGUGAAACAGGUACCUAAGUAGGUGUUUUAAGAUAAUGGGCAGAUUUGCUGCUGUAAUUUCCUAGGGUUCUUUAUGACAAUGACCAUCUCUUGAACAUUAACGGUGUAAAUUGGGAGUCUUCAAGAAAUGUUUCAUACAACUUUUAAAGUUCAGUUUUUAACUCUGGCUGUCCUGGGCUCUGAUUGUGAUCUGUUUGAGCGUAGUAGGCCCCUGAGCACUUACAUCCCGUCAGGAACACCAUGUAGCACUAAAAACCUUUUUACUUGCAAAUGAUAAAGUGAUUGAUGCAGUCUGUUUGGGUUCUAGAGGCACCAGCCUUGUUUUGGUAGGAUGUUCAGUGUAUCUCUUAGAAUUUUUAACACCUAUUUAGCUUUAUUUCAAGUCACUCUAUUCUUGUCAGUGUUUACUCAUUGCCCCUCUGGGGGCUAUGACGGGCCUUCCAAGAAGCCAGGUUUCCAGUUUAAAAAGAAGAGGUAAGCAGUCUCCACUUGCUAAAUAGUCUGUGUAAGUCUAGUUCUGUAUGAUAUUUCCAGAAAGCUUUUAUAUAGUUCCCUUUUCCAGACUGUUUUCUUUUAACUCGAGCUGUAAUCAGGAGUCUGUGUUCUCAUUAUGGAGACCCCAUUCCUAACGUUCGUUGGAAGUCUUACUUCUUACCGCCAUUCACACAUGGGAGGUUAGUUUUUUUUCUCCACCCAGAGUCCCUUUUCAGUUUAUCCCUUGUUGCUUAGUCUAUUCUCAGACACCAAUUUUCUAGCACUGUCUCCACAUUUUUCGCCUGAGUGGGGAGGGAGAAAAGGAGCAGCUAAUGGACGAGUAGCUGUCUUACGGUUCUUUAAAAAAGUAUUUCGAGAAAAUGUGUGAAAUAUUCCUGAAAGUCUCCAGGCCAGCCAAAGCCCGUAUGUAGACAUUUGGAGGUAUAUUUAGACACUCAGCAGGCUGAGUGCAGGAAUACAUUGUACAUGUAUAAUACGUGUAUACUUUGCUUUUGUUCUAUAACAUUGUCAGCUAAUUUUGGAUUAUUUGUUCUUUGGCACCCAUUAUUUUUAAAGUGGUGGAAUGCCAUGAAAUGUACUGUACUGUAUAUUACUUGGGAAGACACUAGGUAUUCAAAGAAGUCUGGUGGCACUUGGGCUGUCAAGGGCUCAGCAAGACCAAAGUCUGAAGAUUUUACCUCCUAGCUUUGGCUAUAUGUGCUCCCAAGUGGUGAGGUGAUUGUGGCUGAGGGAGGAAGAAGGAUGUGAUGAGAGAACUACCCUUACUAUGUUCUGUCCUUCUAAUCAACUUAAUUAGGGCAAUUUACCCCCGCCCCCAAAUGAUCACCUGGCCAUUUUUAAUGCACGUGAAGUCUGAUCACUUACGUUGCUUCAGGACUGAGUGAGGGUCCUUCCUGCAGAGCAAUUAGAAUAAAUGGUGGAGUGGCUGAUCCUGUGCCUAGGGAGCCAGCCAUGGGUUGCGGAAUGUUCGUUUGGCCAAAGUUUCCACAGGUGUGCUCUAGUUCCCAUGAUCCUCUACAGAGAGAAGCUCAUGAUUGAGCAAGUCUUUCACUUCUCUGGGAAGGAGGGCUGUGGUGGUUCUUCCCAGACCAAAGAGAGUCGCUUAUGACUCUGUCAGUUUUAGGGGGACCGAGCCUAGGCAGCAGCUUUUCCUAAUUUUUAACACUAAAAUUCAAGGAAACAGUGAAGGAAAGGAUACAAUACUAUCACAGAUAGAAAGAGGGGAAUGGUAGAACUUUCAACUAGUAUCUGUCAGCUCUCCAGUGCAUUUUUUGCAUCUUUGCUUAAGCUGCCAAAGGUGUUGGAAAAUAUUUUUUCUUAUGGGAGAAAUGGUUUGGAGUGGCAGGGCUACAACAUGAUAACUGCACUGAACGACACUUUAUUUUUUGGUCCAUUAUUCAGCACUGAGAAGCCAAGGGGGAUUGGUGGUGACAGUAGUACGUGGCGGAAUAGACUCCCUCUGGACUUGCUUUGGCCAGAAGGAUGCUUGAUGUUCCGUCUGGCCAAUAGGGAACCUCCAAAGUCCACACUGCAUGAGAGCAGGCUAAGCGGCCCUCCAAGAGCCCACUGCCAAAAGAGGAGUUGCUUUCUUUGAGAUUUCAAAGCUUGAUUUUUGAAUUUGCUUGAUCAAAUAACCCAAUUUCUCUUUAAAAGGAAAAAAAAGGUUUAUCCUAAAUGUGGAGGUGGGGUGGGUUAGGGCUAGUGCAGAUGUUAAAGUGGGUAAGGGGGCGUAACCUUGAGAAACUUAUAUUGCAAACUCCCUUGGGGGUUUCAGGUAGCACUACUGUUCUUAAAAGGGUUUUAUUUUUUACUUCAUUUGCUUUGUUAACAUCCAGACCAAUUGAGAUGAGGUAGAGACUAGUAUAUUUGGACAUCUGGCACUGGCGAGGCCGUCCUCCCCAGACAGUUGGAAAGAAAAUUGGUCUGGACAGCUUGUUGUCUUUUGUCUUUAUGUAAUGUUUUUGUUUGUUUUAAAGCACUAAUGUUUAUUACAGUGUUAAAUAAAAGUGUAACAUACUAAGUGUGUAGAAUGAAAGUGCAAUAACGAGAAAUUAGCACAAACUUCAGUCCUUACACUCUCUCUCUUCUUGUGUUGUCUCUUUCCAUUUGUUACAUUUCCACAUUGUUACAGCAGGACCGUGUUAAUUGUGUGUAUUUUAAAGAGAUACAACUAUGGGUUAAGUCUUAAUUUAGUGUAAUUUUGAAGGGUUGGUUUUGGUUUUAUAGAGUAUUCUGUCUACUUGUUGGGAUGCACAAAUACCAGCUGUGCUGUAUAAUAAAGGUCACAUUAAUGUGUCA